AUGAACAGCAAUACUAAUGCCACGGACUUGUCCCGUCGGUCCUCACGCGCUUCGCCUCGUACAAGGUUGUCGAUUUCAGAGCAACGCCGGGCUCCCACAGGUACCAACUCAAACCUGAGCGAGACCGAAAUUCCCUCAGCCGAACACCGUUCCUCCCUGAGCCAUGCACUUCGCACGGCAAGUCCCACGAUCGGAGGCAGCCCGAUAUUUGCUACAGGCGACCCGCACCACCAGCGUGCUCCGUCUCUAGGGGAGCUCCACCAGGAAUUGGAGCAAGAACAAGAAGCGCAAGUGAACCGACUGUUGCAGAUGAUUCGGAGUCAACAAGCCCAACUACAACAACUCCAGCAGCAGCAGCAACAAUCAGGCACCGCUGUUGAAGAUUACACACCACCGUCCGAACGAUCUGUCGGUGUCCCCAUAAUACCACCACUCCCUGCAGCUGGUAGCGGUCGGACAUCCACUCAGUUCCCUUCAUCCCUGUCCAGCCACCGGGCGUCGCGACCUUCCAGCCAGACUGCCUCUCCCAGUCUUCGGCCGCUACCUUCUGCUUCUCUGCAUGGAACGUCGGUCGACUCGUCCCGUGGCCCCGACGGGUUGGACCUGGUAGCAGGCACCAGUGAAACCUCGUCCCGACGUGGUAGCAGGGAUGAGGUGGCUUUCUACCAAGCCGAAGCAUCCAUGCUCAAUCGCGAAAACCAGAUGCUUCGGCAGCGUAUACGCGAAUUAGAACGACAUAUUAGUGAGUUGACCACCUCUGGUGCCCGACCGGAGCAGAGUGCGCCACCUGCCACACAGGGGGCCGAAACCGCCGAUCAUCAUGCAUCUGCCGAUGUGGGGUCGGCUACUGAGCCCACGAACAAGUCCUGA
Messenger RNA from Aspergillus lentulus, 870 nucleotides. RefSeq lists its product as uncharacterized. Lineage: Eukaryota; Fungi; Ascomycota; Eurotiomycetes; Eurotiales; Aspergillaceae. The record is from RefSeq and is a predicted model, not a curated record.